AAAAAAUGUCAAUGUCAGCUGUUUACCGUAUAUACAUUGCCAAAUAUCAUUUUGUGAUUUUUAACAUUUCGAGAUAAAACAUGGGUGGACACGGACAUGGUGAACCUUACAAAGUACCUCACCCAUCUGUCUUUAAAGUGGAAAAUUCUUGGCAAUUAAAACAAGUGCAAGAGGCUUUAGCUCGUCAAGGAUUAUGUGACCCUUGGUUAAGAAAUGAGGUCUGGCGUUAUGAUGAGAAACAAUGGGGUAAAGGCCCAGGUACUCGUUUUGGUCGCUUAUUCUUCCGUGGUUUCAUUUGGGGAUUUGCAGCUUUUGUAGUCACAAUUGGUGCUGAAUAUGCAUUAGGUAUGAAUAAAGGUCAUGGACAUGGACAUGGUAAUGGUGAUGAGCACAGUCACGAAAAGAAGGAUGAUGAACAGUAGAAGUAAUUGCGUUGUAAAUACACUUAUUUACAUACAAAUCAUUGUGAUUCUUAUAAACACAACUACCAAUAAAUACAAUUAAUUACUUAAAACAAUA
This is a messenger RNA of Teleopsis dalmanni, 519 nucleotides long. RefSeq names its product NADH dehydrogenase [ubiquinone] 1 beta subcomplex subunit 3 (gene ND-B12). Gene Ontology annotation, biological process: electron transport chain; mitochondrial respiratory chain complex I assembly. The transcript is spliced from 3 exons. The record is from RefSeq and is a predicted model, not a curated record. The coding region runs from base 81 to 422 and encodes 113 amino acids. Gene Ontology annotation, cellular component: mitochondrion. Lineage: Eukaryota; Metazoa; Arthropoda; Insecta; Diptera; Diopsidae.